UAUACAUGAACGUAAAUAUGGGGGAAAAAAAUUAUGAUUUUUUUUCAAAACCAUGGCGAAGGAGCGAUGCUGUGUUGGUGGUCGAAAGCAAAGAGCUUCAUGUCCAUCGCUACAUUCUGUCGUUGCAGUCACCUGUGUUUGAAGCGAUGUUCAACGGCAACUUCAAGGAUGCAACACAGGAGAGAAUCGAGUUAAAAGACGAUGACUAUUUUGCUAUGAAUGAAUUCCUCAAGUUAUUAUAUCCAACGAUAAUGCUGGGCGAUGAAAUUGUAGAAAUUGACGAUGACAAUAUUUUCGAUAUUCUCGAGAUCGCUGACAAAUACACAGCGAUAGAUGUCAUAAAGCGAUGUAUGAAUGAAGCUGGGAAUCUUGAGCCCGAAAAUACUUUGCGUCUUCUUCCUUACGCUGCACGUCACGAGUUACCACUUGAGAAAAUACUUGAUGUCAUUGCUAGGAGAAUCCCGACGGAGACGCUCGAGAACUUUGCACCAGAAAUCCGCGAUAACUCAGUUUACAUCAAGACUUUGCAAAGAAAGUGUCGCUUUCAGGAGAAUGUAAUAAACGAUAAAAAUACCAUGCUGUUAUACUUGCUGAAAAAAUACGUUGAUCGAGAAAUGUGGUUCUACUAUUUAUAAGUCGGUUCCCGGCACCUCAGCUAGAGCUCUGAAUGUUGAAGAAUUUGAAGAGGA
This is a messenger RNA of Dendronephthya gigantea, 689 nucleotides long. Its product is annotated as kelch-like protein 3. Lineage: Eukaryota; Metazoa; Cnidaria; Anthozoa; Malacalcyonacea; Nephtheidae. The transcript has a single exon. Gene Ontology annotation, molecular function: protein binding. Bases 6 to 635 code for a protein of 209 amino acids. The record is from RefSeq and is a predicted model, not a curated record.